Molecule: messenger RNA, 1993 nt
Organism: Beta vulgaris subsp. vulgaris (sugar beet)
Lineage: Eukaryota; Viridiplantae; Streptophyta; Magnoliopsida; Caryophyllales; Amaranthaceae
Exons: 1
Coding region: 957-1865 (302 amino acids)
Molecular function (GO): zinc ion binding; ubiquitin protein ligase activity
Source: RefSeq, a predicted model, not a curated record
AACAACAACACUAAGAACAAGAGGUGAAACUUAUGAACUGGUAUGUCUCUCUUCUUUUUCUUUCUUUCCUUCUUCUCCCUCUACUAAUUCCUCUGUUUUUGUUUUUUUUUUCUUGUUUCCAUUUUAAAUCUUCACUAAUAUAUUUUCAAACCAAAAUUAUUAUGAAAAUCCCUCCUUUCUUAAGUUUCUAAAUUGAAGUUCCAAAAAAAAAAAUUCAAAGUUAAACAAAAAUGAGUUUUACUGAUUUUUUGAGAAACAUCAUAGAAUUCAAUAUCUCAAUAAAAAAAAAAUUAAAUGAAGUUUUUUGGGUUUUAAUGAGAUUUGAGGGAAAUAAAGUGUUGUAAUUACUUAAAAUCUUUAUUAGAUUUUUUUAGUUAAAAAUUAAGCGAUAAUUCUGAAUUUUGAAAUUAAAAAGACAAGUUCUAUUCAAUGUGAUUUUGAAACAAAACUUGCGUUUCAAAUCAAAAAACACGCGUUUUGGAACAAGUGCACGGUGCACAUGAUGGUCUGGAGACCACUAUCCAUGCUUUGGUGAUUAUGUACUAAAAUUGCAAUUAUAUUUUUAUCAACAUUUAUUGUUUUAAAUAAUUUACUCGAUGUCAAUAUCUCAAUAAAAAAUUAUAUGUUUAGCAAUAUAUAUCUAUCUUUAUUGUUCAGGAUCAUGUGAGAUAAUUUCCCUAAUAUUAUAGAUCAACAAUACCAUAUGUCUAUUCUUUUUGGUUUUUACCUGUGCGUCGGAGUUGAGAACAAUAGAGAAAUAAGAGAAUAUAUAGGAGUAGAAUGAAAAUAUUAUAACAUUCCUAAGAAUAAGAGUAUACUAUGGUGCUAAUAAAAGAAUAAAAAUAGCUCCAAUGAUAUUAUAAAAGAAUAAAAAUGGAAAAGAACCCAAGCCUUCUAAUGAGGCAAAGGAUUAGGGGAAGUUUAACGUGCCUUGUGGUUAACUUCAAUAGCACACAAUGCAAAGCUACAAAAAUUUCCAACCCAACCACGUGACGUUCAAAACUAUCCAAAGUAUCUCUUCCACAUAUUCCUACAAAAACUCCCUCUUUACUUCUUUUGCCUCAUUUGCAUAUCCUCUUGUAAUAAUAAUUACUUUCCUUUCCCUACUCCAUCUGCCAACAAUGGAGCCAACGUACCCCAUUGCACCACCACCACCACCACCACCAGACGAGCACCACGAAAGGAUGUCGACGACACGAUUCCAUCCUACACAAGCGUUGACAGAUAGAAUCUUGAGGGCUCUUGGGCAUAGGCUGUUCCUCCUUCACAGGUCAGACCCUAAUUUCUACAUAUUGGGAGCCACAGGAAAUGUGUAUAUUGUUAACGUAUCAACCACCCCUGCAUGCACAUGCCCUGAUCGUGCAACCCCAUGUAAGCAUAUUUUGUUUGUGCUUAUUAAGGUCUUAGGGGUUCCCUUAGACGAUCCAUGCCUAAGGAAACGCACUCUAAGGCCUAACCAACUGACUCGACUCUUGGCUAAUCCUAGCUCUAUAUACUCCCUUGCGGGGCCUAGCCUUCGCGAAAGGUUCCACCAAGCCUUCUUCCUUCAAAGGGAGCUUGGUGGGGCGGCGCACACCCCACGCCCUACCAUUGAGGAGGGUGCCGUGUGUCCGAUUUGCCUCGAGGAGAUGGGGAAGACGGGGGAGAGAUUGGUGGCUUGUGGAACAUGUAGGAACUCUUUGCAUGAACAGUGCCUGAUGACUUGGAAAAGGACUCAGAGAAGAAGGUCAUUUAGUUGUGUGAUUUGUAGGUCAAGAUGGAAAGAUAGGGCAAAUCAAGAGAAAUAUUUGAAUUUGGCUGCUUAUGUUAGUGAAGAUAAUCAUAUGGCUUCUCAAAGUGCAGGUGAUACUGGUUGUGGUGAAUAACAUUACCGGUUUAAUUUGGGUGAUCAUCCUUUUUUCAAUUUGUAUAGUGAAGUUGUAUAGAAAUUUCCAGGUUUAUUGAUGUAGACUUGCAUGCAUUGUACAGAAAUAUGUAAUGCUUUAUUUAUUCA